UGCGCGCUGUGAUUGGCUAAAAUAUCAUCGGCCGAACCGUCGUUUCACAGAGGGAAUUUUUGAAAUUUAGAAGAGGCGCUCUGCGAAAGAGUUUACCAACAAUAAUGCAGAGACCAGGCAAAGGCAAGACUCCCCGGAGGCCUGGUCCAAAGAAGGCAUCCAACAUAGAAAAAGAUCCUGUUGGAGUAUACUGCCGUAUACGACCACUUGGAGCAGAAGAUGAAGAAUGUUGUAUUGAGAUGAUUAGCAGCUCCACUAUUCAGCUCCAUGCUCCUGACGGUCUUAAAGCCAACCGCAAUGGGGAAUACAAAGAGACACAAUACUCCUUUAAAAAAGUAUUUGGUAUUAAAACCACUCAAAUGGAGCUGUUUGAGGAUGUUGCCAAGCCACUGGUAGAGGACCUCAUUCACUGUAAAAAUGGUUUGCUGUUUACAUAUGGUGUUACUGGAAGUGGUAAGACCUUUACCAUGACUGGCUCACCUGGGGAAGGUGGACUUCUUCCCCGGUGUCUAGACAUGCUCUUCAACAGCAUCGGCCCCUUUCAGGCCAAAAGAUUUGUGUUUAAACCAGAUGACAAAAAUGGGAUGGAAAUCCAGAAUCAAGUAGAUGCUCUCCUGGAGAGACAGAAGCGAGACAGUCAGCAGGCAGUGCCCAAAACACCAUCUUCCAGGCAAAAGGCUGACCCAGAGUUUGCAGAUAUGAUCACCUCAGAGGAGGCAUGUAAAUCUGAGAAUGUGGAUGAAGACUGUUGUUAUGGCAUUUUUGUAUCCUACAUCGAGAUCUACAACAACUAUAUCUAUGAUCUCCUUGAAGAUGCUCCAUUUGAUCCAAUCAGACCAAAGUGGCUCGCUGGAGGCACGCCUGUACGGAAUAAUGAGUUCGUACCACCUCAAUCCAAGAUUCUGCGUGAAGAUCAGAAUCAUAACAUGUAUGUGGCUGGCUGCACGGAAGUCGAGGUAAAAUCUACAGAAGAGGCUUUUGAAGUCUUUUGGAAAGGACAAAAGAAAAGGAGGAUUGCCAACACUCAACUCAACCGUGAAUCCAGUCGAUCCCACAGUGUGUUCACAGUAAAGCUGGCCCAAGCACCACUUGAUGCUGACGGGGACCACAUUCUACAGGACAAAAACCAAGUGAAUGUGAGCCAGCUGUGUCUGGUUGACCUGGCAGGCAGCGAGCGCACCAGCAGAACCAGAGCGGAGGGAAGUCGGCUUCGUGAAGCAGGUAAUAUUAACCAGUCCUUGAUGACACUGCGCACGUGUAUGGAAGUCCUGCGUGAAAACCAGAUGUGUGGAACUAAUAAGAUGGUACCAUACAGGGACUCUAAAGUUACACAUCUGUUUAAAAACUACUUUGAUGGAGAAGGAAAAGUCAGGAUGAUUGUGUGUGUCAACCCAAAGGCUGAUGAUUAUGAAGAGACUAUGCUGGUGAUGCGCUUUGCAGAAAUGACCCAGGAGGUGGAGGUGGCGCGACCCGUUGACCGGCCAAUCUGUGGCCUUGCUGCAGGACGCAGACACAGAAACCAGGCCUUCAGAGAUGAGCUGUCACAUCGCCUGGGGGAGCGAGGGGGUCCCAGUAAUGCCGGUACAUUGCCCACAAUAGAUGACCCUGUUCUGGCUCAGCUCAUAGAAAGCCUUCCCGCCCUGCCUCCUUGUGAGCUGGUGGACCCAGCUGAUGAUCAGACACUGCCCCGCCUGAUUGAAGUCCUGGAAAGGAGGCAUCGUAUCCGUCAGAUGAUAACAGAGCAGUUCAACAAAACUGCCAGUACACUGAAGUCCAUGCUUCAGCAGUUUGACACUCAGCUCAAUGCAAAGGAGACCUUCCUGCAUGAUCAGCAAAGCAAACUGAGCGAGAAAGACAAAGUUAUCAUGAACCAGAGGACGGAGAUAGAACGAUUAGAGAAAAAAUCCAAAACGUUGGAAUACAAGGUCGAUAUCCUGCAAAAGACAACAGACAUGUAUGAGCAGGACAAACGCUCACUUCAGCAGGAGCUGGAGACCCGGGAGCAGAGGCUACAGAGAGAACUCUCAGAGAGGAGGCGCAUGGAGCAGCGCAUGCAGGGUGUGGUGACAGAUGCCAGACUAAAGUGGGAGAAGGAGUGUGAGAGGCGAGUGAAUGCCAAGCAGCUGGAGAUGCAGAACAAGUUGUGGGUGAAGGACGAAAAGUUGAAGCAGCUCAAGGCCAUAGUGACGGAGAGCAGCGGUGGUGGCAGCUGUCCCUCUGAGCGUCCAGAGAAGCCCGAGAGGCCUUCAAGGGAGAGAGACCGCAACAUUGCCCCGAAGAGAUCUGCCUCACCAUCACCGCAUCCUGACUUGAGCCAAACUCCCUCUCACCAAAAUCAAGCCAACGUUAGGGCAGUACAGGACGCUUACCCCGCCUCCUCCUCCACCACCCCCUUUACCUCCUCUUCAGCUUACCCUUCAGUGGCCUCCUGCAUCUCCGAGUGGGAGCAGAGGUUACCUGUAAACUCAGACAGCCAGUCUAGGCACCCUGGGACUCCCCAGUACAGGAGCCGGACUCCCGCCCCAUGCCACAGCACCAGCAGCGUGGGCCGCAGGAGAGGCCAGCGCUGGGCCCCAGGCACUGAGGCCCCUGCUACGAAUCUUGUCUAUGGGCUAGACCUAGAGGCAGGCACAAGGACGGCCCCUCCAGUUCAUCCAAUGCACAGGCGCUCACACUCUGCGGGUGGGGAAAAAUGGGUAGACCACAAACCAGCUUCUAAUUUGGACCUAGACACUGUCAUGCAGCCAAUCAUACCCAAUGCAAUCAAAGUGUCGACCCCUAACGAGAAAGCUCUGUCUAAAUGCCACAAGUAUGUGCUUAGACACCAAGAGCUUGCCUCUGAUGGGGAGAUCGAGACCAAACUGAUCAAGGGUAAUGUUUUUAAGACCAGAGGUGGAGGACAAGCUGUGCAGUUUACUGACAUUGAAACACUAAAACAAGAGUGCCCAACAGCACCAAGUCGCAAGAGGCGAUCGGGGUCUGCAGAGGGACCACUUCAAAUAGAGGACAUCGAAAACAGAGCUCCAGUACCAAGCACGAGUGGCUAUCAAAAACGCAGAAAGCCAUAAGUUGCUGUACGCUGUACAUAUGAAGGACCUUAUUUUAUGUUUUUGUUUUUUUUUCUUGAAAACAUGCAAGAUAUUGCAUUACUGUUGGAACAGUGAAGGGACCGCUGCCUCGUCAAACUAUGCAUUGUUUUGAGGGUUGGAGCAUUUUUCUAUCAAAUCUGGUCUUACUAUAAAUGAUUAGGGUGCAAUUAUAAUUUAAUCAUAGCCAACAAGACAUUGAUUAAGCAUUGCAAAAUAUUUCAGAUGUAAUUUGCUUGAUUUCUUUGCUUUUUCUCUUCUUAAGUUCUAGAAUUAUUACCUCUUAAAGAAAUGGACAUGAUAAAUAGCCCAAUAUAGAUAUUUUGUGAUAAAUGUAUUUAAUCUUCUCACUGUUUUUUACGGCUGCCCAAAGAUUAGAAUAUAUGAGCUUCAGAACAAUAGAAAAUGUUUGUUGUUUUUUUACUUUAUAGUGUCAUUGCUUGCUUCCUUUUUAAAAAUGGUUGUUAAGGAAUUAGUAGAUGUAACACUGAGCAUAUGACUGAUCACAUAAAACAAGUACAGAAUAUAAUUUAGAAUUACAAAUUGUAGAGCUUCAGCUGUAAAUAUAGAGCUGUUAAGUAGAUUUAGCUGAAAUCAAUCUCUGACCACCUAUAUGGAAGUAUUCUGAUGCUUUUUACUUCUGUUUAUUGAAACAACUCCUAAGGUGUGUGGUACACUGCUCUUUUUGGUAUCAUUAAAUUUAUUCAAACACCAA
This is a messenger RNA of Lates calcarifer (barramundi perch), 3801 nucleotides long. RefSeq names its product kinesin-like protein KIF23. NCBI's taxonomy places the organism in Eukaryota, Metazoa, Chordata, Actinopteri, Centropomidae. Gene Ontology annotation, cellular component: nucleus; kinesin complex; microtubule. The coding region runs from base 105 to 3068 and encodes 987 amino acids. The transcript has 24 exons. Gene Ontology annotation, biological process: microtubule-based movement. The record is from RefSeq and is a predicted model, not a curated record. Gene Ontology annotation, molecular function: ATP hydrolysis activity; ATP binding; microtubule motor activity.